GGCGGCGAAAGUGAAAUAUCAGAGCUGAAGAUGGUGAUGAAGAUGGAGAAGGUCGGCGAGAGGAGUGAGUUGUACGAGGAUUACAUGGACUUCUACGAGGGCGGGGCACGCGGCGCGAGCCUGCAGAGGAAGCUGUGCAAGGCGGUGAGCGCCAAGGUGCUGACGGACUACGAGCGGAUGGUCGAGGCGAUCGGGAGUGUGACCGAGCACAUCUUUGAGUUCCGCAAGUACGAGGUGUACGUGAUGCUGUACCCCACGCUGGCCAUGGGCUACCUGCAGAUGGUGUGGAGCGGCAAGGGGCAGAGGGCCAAGGCCUUUGUGGAGCGGCACAGGCACGACUUGGACGAUUCGUACAGGAGUCGCAUGGCCAGGCUGGUGCUGAUCCGCAGGCCGGAGGAGGUGCCGGGCAGGGCGGUGGAGCUGCUGGCUGGGGCGGACAAGGUGCAGUUCUUCAUGGCCUGCAGCACCUUCCAGCGGUUCAAGACGCUCCAGGCGAAGUUCUGGACGGGCGGGCAGCUGGCGGUCUUCCUCGCCCACUUUGACAUCUGCAUCUACGCCGAUGAGAAGCUGUCGCCGGAGCGGGUCCGCCCGGCGCGUCCCUUGCCGGAGCCCUUCUCGUGGGCCGCCGCAGGGGCUGUGCCGGACUGGCCGCUCGAUCGCAGCCAGCUGCCCAGGGUCUGCAUUAACAUGGCCGCGCCCAUGGACAGUGCCGACGAGGUGACUUGCGCGACGCUCUCGGAGGACCAUUGCAGCGUGGCCUUUGGCACUGGCUGCGGCAUGGUGCACGUGGUGGCCGUGAACAAGGACUGGCGAGACGCGAACAACCUGCGGAGGGAGAAUGUGUUUUGCGGCCACCAGCAGGCGGUGCUGGCCUGCGCCUUUUCGCCCGGGGACCGCCACCUGCUCACCUCCUCGGCGGACUGCACCAUGCGGCUGUGGUGCACACGCUCCGGAUUCUGCAAGAACGUCUAUCAGUACCGCGCGGCCAGGUGUGUGGUGUUCGGGCCGAGGGGCUGCCACUUCGCCACCUCCUCGGACGACAAUGUGGCGCGCGUGUGGGGAGUGGACUCCAGAAGUCCCCUUCUCAGUCUCUAUGGCCACUUGGCGCGACUGGAGGUGUGUCUGUUCCACCCGAAUGGCAACUACUGGGCCACUGGAUCGGCAGACGCCACCGUGAGGAUCUGGGACUACGACAACCGCGCCCAAGUGCGCCUCCUCCGCGGCCACAAGGCCCCAGUCACUGCCCUGGUGUACUCGGUGUGCGGACGCUACCUGGUCUCUGGGGGCCGAGACAACCUCAUCAUUGUGUGGGACACAGCCGACGAGCGAAUGAUCCGCUGCCUGUGCCAGCACAAGGCGAUGAUUGCCUCCAUGGAGAUCUCCUGCUGCAACAAUCUGCUGGCUGUGUGGAGCCGCGGCUGCCAGCUCAGCCUCUGGGACUUUCAGCUGCUCCUCAAGCAGUCCGUGGCCCAGGGCCCAGCACCGCUGAUCUGCUCCCUGAAGGGCACUGAGAUGGGAAUUUUCCUCCAGGGCGGCUUCCAUGGUCGCAAUGGCCUGGUUGCCAUCUGCACGACCAGCUGCCAGGAGGUGAAGGAGCUCAGCGCCAAGGCAGUGCAGCAGGAGGCUUCCCUUGCUGCCCUUGUGAAGAAAAUUGCAGAUAUCCAAGCGGAAAUCCAUUUGAAUGCAGAGCGAAAACUGCUGGUGCAGUCCAUGCUGGAGGCAUUGCGCAUCGAGCGCGAGCCCUGACCCCAUUCGGCUCUCAUCUGCAAGUCGCUGGAGCGAGUCAUCGAUGGAGAGCAUCUCCAUCUCUAGUCUAUGCACAUAAUUAUCCAUAUUCUGUACAGGGUACACCAAUGUCUGCACGUAUAAACUACAUAAACAGCCACUCG
Molecule: messenger RNA, 1889 nt
Organism: Drosophila obscura
Lineage: Eukaryota; Metazoa; Arthropoda; Insecta; Diptera; Drosophilidae
Product: transcription initiation factor TFIID subunit 5-like
Exons: 1
Coding region: 31-1746 (571 amino acids)
Molecular function (GO): protein binding; RNA polymerase II general transcription initiation factor activity
Source: RefSeq, a predicted model, not a curated record